Thlaspi arvense is the source of this 594-nucleotide messenger RNA. Lineage: Eukaryota; Viridiplantae; Streptophyta; Magnoliopsida; Brassicales; Brassicaceae. The record is from the annotation of a GenBank genome assembly.
AUGAAGUUGGCAAUGGAGCAGACAGAAGAGGCCCCGCCGCAACAGAGUUAUCUUCCUCCUCCUGCUUUUCAGUCCUCCACGCAUAUGGCCUUCCAACAAGCCCAACACUUCCACCACCACCACCAGCAACAGCAGCAGCAGCAGCUCCACUUGUUCUGGGCUAACCAAAUGCAGGAGAUCGAGCACACCACUGAUUUCAAGAACCACACCCUUCCCCUCGCUCGCAUUAAGAAGAUCAUGAAAGCCGACGAAGACGUGCGGAUGAUCUCAGCCGAGGCCCCUGUCAUCUUCGCCAAGGCCUGUGAGAUGUUCAUACUCGAGCUCACGCUUCGUGCUUGGAUCCACACCGAGGAGAACAAGAGGCGGACCUUGCAGAAGAACGACAUAGCCGCUGCCAUUUCUAGGACCGACGUCUUUGAUUUCUUGGUCGACAUUAUCCCCAGGGAUGAGCUCAAAGAAGAAGGCUUAGGGGUAACCAAAGCAACCAUACCACCCGUCGUCGCUUCUCCGCCAUACUAUUACUUGCAGCAGCAGCAGCAGAGUAUGAUGCCCUGGCCCCAGGGGAAUCCAGAGCAACACCAUGAUCAGCCUUAA